Molecule: messenger RNA, 2807 nt
Organism: Gigantopelta aegis
Lineage: Eukaryota; Metazoa; Mollusca; Gastropoda; Neomphalida; Peltospiridae
Exons: 13
Coding region: 343-1977 (544 amino acids)
Biological process (GO): DNA recombination; DNA repair
Molecular function (GO): DNA ligase (ATP) activity; zinc ion binding; ATP binding
Source: RefSeq, a predicted model, not a curated record
CGGAAGUAAACAAACAUCUGCCUCAUUUUUCUGGUUUUUCACCGAUUAUUUUCUUUAUAUAGCAACACCGCCUUCUUUAGUUAUUGUUAAUUUGUGUUUUAUGUUCUUGUUAAUUCAAACUCACAUUUUUUUCUGUUUCUUUGAUUAUUUUUAGAUCUAUACACCGCUCGGGUUGCAUCCAGAAAACAAAAGUGGGCGGGGUUCUUGGAAACAUGUCUGAACAAGUUGUUAAUUUCGAUAAUCUACCAUAUAUAAAGCAGCGGACAUGACAUGAAUUCAGACAGACCAAGUCUUUGAUCUACCCCGAACAGUGUGGCCAAUUUACUGUAACACAAACUUGCGAUGUCUGCAGAUUCUACAAAAAAGCCCAAAUGCAAAUACUGGGACAAGUGUUUUCGCAAUAACCCCGCCCACAGAAAACAGUUUCUUCACCCGGAAGAUGACACGGUUAAGGCUAAGGCCAGUAGCGAUGAGGAGGAGGAGGAGGAGGAGUAUGUCAAACCGACAGUGAUGAUGGGAGAAUCGAGAGGGAAACUGUCAAAACAGGCCAGUGAUGAAGCCAUGGACACUAGCAGUCCGACAAAAGCUGCGAAGAAAAACGCUGCCAAGAGAAUGGCCCACGCAAUGAGUCAGAGUGAUGAUGAGGAUGAAACCGACUCCUCACCAACCAAGAAGAUUAAACCUGACCCGAAAGCUACUUCCACACCAGAGAAGAAACCUGCUAAAAACGAUACGGAUAAAACGACAGACAAAUCGACAGAUGAUUCUAAAGGUGAAGGUAGCCGACCGAGGCGGAUUAAAUGCAAGUACUGGGACAAGUGUUUCCGUAAAGAAAAACAGCACAUCAAAGAAUUCUGUCACCCCGAUGAUUCGGACGCAGAUGAAGCUGAAGAUGCGGACUCACUGAAAACGAGGUCUCAGAGUAAGAAGCCGCUGAAUGAGAUGAAACCGGGAGACACAGUGAAGUUCGACGGGGGAGUAACCAUCAAGAGAGAAGACGACAGUUAUACUUGCUCGUGUAAAGGCUGGCAUGCACAGAGAAACCCGUACAACAAACGGACAUGUAAACACCUCAAGGAUUAUCUCGGGUCCGAGUUUGAGCGGUAUCGGUGCGAACUCGACGAACCGAAACCCAACAGGUCUUUCAAAUCUCACAUCGCUGUCAGCUUACUGCUGGCUCACAAGUACGACGAGAAAGCUAAUGACCCAACAGGCUGGUGGAUUAGUGAAAAGUUGGAUGGAGUGCGAGCGUUUUGGAAUGGAAGAUGUUUCUACUCUCGGCUUGGCAAUGCUUUCAUCGCGCCCGAAUGGUUUACGAAAGACCUCCCAACAGAUAUGCACCUCGAUGGAGAACUCUUUGGUGGAAGAGGACAGUUUCAGUCAACUGUGAGCAUCGUGAAGACACCAGAGGAUGAACGAUGGAAGAAAAUUAAAUACGAGGUCUUCGACAGCCCAAGUCUGGAAAAAGAACCAUUUGAAAAGCGAUACGAACAACUGAAGGAUUAUUCCGAUAAACACAAGCCAAAGUUUGCACAUCUGUGUGAGCAAACCAAGUGCACCGGGAAAGCUCAACUUGAUGCCGAGCUGAAGAAAAUGAUCAAGCUUGGCGGAGAGGGCUUGAUGAUCCGUCAACCCAAGUCGAAGUAUGAGAGAACCAGAUCUCGCACACUGCUCAAGAUAAAGAAGUUUUAUGAUGCUGAGGCCAGGGUCAUAGGUCAUGAGAAAGGCAAGGGUAAAAACCAGUUCUGUACAGGGGCUCUCAGGUGCAAGAUGGCAAAUGGAAUGGAGUUUAAAGUCGGUUCAGGACUGACUGAUGCCAACAGACGGAAACCCCCGAAGAUCGGAUCAAUCAUAACCUACAAAUUUCAAGAGUAUACCAAUGGAGGGCAUCCUAGAUUUCCAACAUUUCUUGGUAUCAGAAUAGAUAUGGAUGAACCAAAAGAUGCAGAUGUACCGAAAAAACCAUCCGACGACUAGAUUUAUAUAGUCUAAAUUGUGAGACCACCAUCAGGAACAUUUUCAGACUACAACAUUCCAAACAUGGGUGUAGCAUGGUUAUUUCAGGGAGGUGUAGAGAGAGGACAAACGUUCAUAAUGAAGCAUUUCAGUGGAUGAAGUUUCACUAUGCAAAUUUACUUAAUAUUUUCUGUACAAAUUAUCCAAAAAUAUGCACAAUUGUCAGUAUGUUUUGGCAGCUAAUAGGCGAGGGCUGUUAUGCACCUUAAAAACCAAAAACCUUACCUCAUCUCAUCUCAUAUGUUUUCAUUUUAAGGAUACUGCUUUUUAAUAAUUAUUUAUUAUUAUUAUUAUUUAUUAAUCAAGAAUCACCAUAUUUAAACAUUUAGAGUCGAAUUUACGAAGCCUGUUUUUCUAAAAUAGACUGUGUAAAUUCAGCCAUUAAUGUUCGUUUUGUUUUUUCUGCUGCUGUUGUGUUUUUUGUUGGGGCGGAUGGGGGUAAUAUAUAUUUUUUUUUUUAAAGAGUUUUUUUUUGAUAUAUUAGGGUUUUCGGAUAGGGUGAGCUCUAGUCCAGCUGUAGAAAUGUGUUUUCUGUAACCUAACCUACUAAAACGAUUGUCAUAACUCAUGUAUUUCCUGUUCAUACUUCUUUUUUCUUUUUCUUUUAAAUAAAUUGAAUUAAAGUGUAAAUGCCUAGUAACCAAUUUAUGCUUUAUGUGCAAUUUAAGUUACAGAAAACAAAUAUUUGACUAAAACCAACUGUCAUAACAGUGAUAUAGUGAAGAUAAAUAUAACGUUUGUUUUUGUUAUAGUAUUUAUUCAUUCAUAGUGCUGAAAGUUUUAUUGUUAUA